AUGGUCAACUCCUGCUGUGGAUCCGUCUGCUCUGACCAGGGCUGUGGCCAAGGCUGCUGCCAGGAGACCUGCUGCCGACCCACCUGCUGCCAGACCACCUGCUGCCGCCCCACCUGCUGCCAGACCACCUGCUGCCGCCCCACCUGCUGCCAGACCACCUGCUGCCGCCCCACCUGCUGCCAGACCACCUGCUGCCGCCCCAGCUGCUGUGGCUCUAGCUGCUGCCGCCCCACCUGCUGCCAGACCACCUGCUGCCGCCCCAGCUGCUGUGGCUCGAGCUGCUGCCGCCCCUCUUGCUGUGGCUCCAGCUGCUGCAGGCCUACCUGUUGCAUCUCUAGCUGCUGCCGCCCCACCUGCUGCCAGACCACCUGCUGCAGGACCACCUGCUGCCGCUGCUGCCAGACCACCUGCUGCCGCCCCAGCUGCUGUGUGUCCAGCUGCUGCCGCCCCAGUUGCUGUGGCUCUUGCUGCUGUCGUCCCUCCUGCUGCCGCCCCAGCUGCUGUAGCUCUUGCUGCUGCCGCCCCUCUUGCUGUGGUUCCAGCUGCUGUGGUUCCAGCUGCUGCCGCCCCUCCUGUUGCAUCUCCAGCUGCUGCCGCCCCUCUUGCUGUGGUUCCAGCUGCUGUGGCUCCAGCUGCUGCCGCCCCUCCUGUUGCAUCUCCAGCUGCUGCCGCCCCUCUUGCUGUGGCUCCAGCUGCUGUGGCUCCAGCUGCUGCCGGCCCUGCUGCUGCCCCUGCUGCUGCCUCCGCCCAGUCUGUGACCAGGUCUCCUGUCACACCAAUUGCUAUCGCCCCACCUGUGUCAUCUCCACCUGCCCCCGCCCCAUGUGCUGUGCCGUCUGUGACUGCUGA
Eptesicus fuscus (big brown bat) is the source of this 849-nucleotide messenger RNA. RefSeq names its product keratin-associated protein 4-2-like. The coding region runs from base 1 to 849 and encodes 282 amino acids. The record is from RefSeq and is a predicted model, not a curated record. NCBI's taxonomy places the organism in Eukaryota, Metazoa, Chordata, Mammalia, Chiroptera, Vespertilionidae. Gene Ontology annotation, cellular component: keratin filament. The transcript has 2 exons.